This is a messenger RNA of Gigantopelta aegis, 774 nucleotides long. Its product is annotated as angiopoietin-1-like. The transcript has 3 exons. Bases 1 to 774 code for a protein of 257 amino acids. Lineage: Eukaryota; Metazoa; Mollusca; Gastropoda; Neomphalida; Peltospiridae. The record is from RefSeq and is a predicted model, not a curated record.
AUGAAAAACCUAUUUUUAGACGCGGCUGAAUCAACUCUAGGUCAAGCACGUUCUCGCACGAUCAACCGACGUGCAAAACCCAAAGGUCACCAGUCACUGUACGGAAAGUCGCAUGAUUGUUCAGAAGGAUACGAAUCGGGAAUGUACGACGUAAACAAAGCGAAACUCUGGAUUUUUCCAAAGUUGGCUCCAGUUCCAUUCAAAGUUGAAUGUUGGAUGAAGAAUGUCGGAGUAACUAUGAUGCAACACCAGCUCUAUGGCAACGUCAGUUUUGCGCGGUCGUGGGCAAGUUACAAGUCAGGGUUUGGAUUUUAUUUCGGUGACCUAUGGCUGGGUAAUGACCCCGUGUAUUACAUAACCAACAGUCGACCUCAUACACUACGGAUCGCCGUCGUUACCUUGACGUAUACGUAUAACCAUGUGGAGAUGGUACGACAUCACACCUACACCAACUUCAGCAUAUCUGCCGAAUCAAGCCAGUACCGUUUGUCAUUCUCCACCGAAAGUACAGAUACCGAUCUGGGCGACUGCUUGACGAUUUUGAAAAACACGCCUUUUUCCACCAUUGACGUCAACAACGUUGACACGUGCGCCUCAGAUUUCAACGCUGGUUGGUGGUUCACGGCAGGAACGUGCUCUGCGUGCAACCCCAAUGGCGUCCUGCGCAGAGAUCUUGUCUACUGGACACAUAACGUCAAACACACGCACUGGACACCCGUACCACACAAUUUUGGAAUUUUAGAAAUGGCAAUGCUUCUUAUAGCCAGCCCGUAA